Molecule: messenger RNA, 972 nt
Organism: Physella acuta
Lineage: Eukaryota; Metazoa; Mollusca; Gastropoda; Physidae
Source: RefSeq, a predicted model, not a curated record
AUGGUCAGUUUGUCGUGCUGUGAUUACCUAAGCAUAGAGCAUCAACGGCGUCUGGGAUUUUCUUUGACUGAUGGUCUACCCUACGGACACUACGCCAGGAAGAACCUUGGCUACCUGUACGCGAUCAAGCACGGUGCCAGAUUUAUCUACGAGACUGAUGACGACAACAGACCCCUAGACGGACUGCAAGGAUUUAUUUUAACCCCCCAAACGCCGGGUCUCUUUUAUGACGGUGGACAGGUUUUUAACCCUUACAGACAUUUUGGGCAGUCGACAGUGUGGCCGAGAGGGUUUCCUUUAUCCGCCAUAGGAAAACAACAGGCACAGUUUUACAAAUUAGGGAGUCGGUGGGACGCACCUCUAAUCCAACAGGGCAUUGUCAACGGAGAUCCAGACGUCGAUGAUAUUUUUAGAUUAUCCAGAAAACCCGACUCGACCAGGUUGAACGUGACCUUUGACCCCGCGGCCCCUCCCGUGAUGUGGGGCGAGGGCGUGUUCAGCCCGUUCAACUCCCAGAACACCCUGUUCCACCGCGAUGCAUUCUGGGCGCUGUUCAUCCCGACCACCACAACGUUCCGGGGUCUGCGACAUCUGGCGGGGGUACUGGGCCCAGAGGCUGUGUGGGAGGUUGGGGGUAGGCUGGCGUUUUUCCCGGCCAACGCUUUCCAGCUGAGAAAUUUUUAUUCCUACUUAGACGACGCCAAGGACGAGAAGGAUAUGUAUUUCCAAACGGAAAGACUCAUACGGUUUUUAACCAACUGGUCUUGUGAUAAAAAGUUUUCAUUUUUUCAAUGCGCAACUGAAAAACUGGGUAAACAUUUCACCUUCGUUGAAGCGAGUGUGAAAAGCGGCUAUGUCGGAUACCUAUGGGCCAUCAAGGCUAUGGAAAUGGGGUACAGGGUUAAAGGUUAUUUGAUCGCUGGCGAUGACACAACUGGUAUUGGUGGGGUUUACCUAAUGGAAGAAUGGUAA